Messenger RNA from Symbiodinium necroappetens, 2007 nucleotides. NCBI's taxonomy places the organism in Eukaryota, Dinophyceae, Suessiales, Symbiodiniaceae. The record is from the annotation of a GenBank genome assembly.
AUGGAGAGGUGGGAGGAGUCCGGAAGUCCUGGGUCGAGUCUGAGUCCUCCGAUUCUACCAGCGGUCGCUCGCAGGCGAACAGCAGCUGCUUUUCUUCUUCUUGACUCGCCCGGAGAAGAUGAGCAGGCUUUACUGACUCUUUGUAAUCAAGGACACGAUGAUGCCCAGACAGUUCCCGGCCACAAGCACCGGCUAGCUUCAAGUUUCAGCGGUCACGGAAGCCACUCUGACGAAGCGAAGGCUGUCGCCGGAGAUCUGGGCCAGUUCCUUCAUGACCCAUCAAAGAUCGCAGAUGCUUCUGCAUGGGCCAAGCUGAUGACCGACGUAGCCGUGGUGGCAAACUUCGGCGCAUUGAUUCUGACGUUUCUAGGGGCCGCCUACCAUGCGUACGGCUAUGUCCAACUCCGCAAUGCCCAGAAACAGGCAUCUCGCUCGCAAGGAGGAGGCGGAGGCAGGUGGGCAGAAGGCUACUCGUACCCUGGCCGCGGCCGCUCGAAGCUCCUGUUGAGGUUCCACGGCUACGUUGACUUCAAAGACUUGGCUGCUCAUGGCGAGUUCACCAAGGCAGUUGAACGGCAGCAUCACGAUUCCAUCGGCAACAUGCGGCAUCUGAGAAGUAUCUUCGAAGAGGUCCGGCCCAUCACUGAUGCGAUCCAUGGCAAAGUUAUCCAGUACCGCUGGAGGGCCCCUCACCAGGAGAAGCUUUGUGAAGCCAAGAGCCAAGGGCAAACUCCGAAGAGCAAGGUUACCCAGAACCGAGGUCGUUUCACAAACGUGCGGACCUCGCUGCAACAGAACCCGAAGCAUCCGGAUAACCCUCAUCCGGAGGAUGCACUCACCGAAAUUGGGGUGCUCUCCUACUUGAGGCUUCAGUCGAAUGUGCCCGUCUAUUUGCUUAGAAUGCUGGGAGCUUUCUGCGAUGAUACGCAUACGCUUCUGGUGACAGAGUGGGUCUCAGAUGGCGAGCUCUUCAACCACGUGGCGAGCGGUCGUCUGGGCACGGAUGAAGGAGUGGUGAGAGGUCUCAUGUGGCAGCUCUUUCACGGGACCAACUUCCUCCAUGCACAUGACAUUGGCCACAGGGACAUCUCACUGGAGAAUGUCCUCGUCUCUUUUGACAGGACAAAGAGGGACCAGUACCACCUUCGACUGAUGGAUUUCGGACAAGCUGUGAGAACCCGCUCAGCCUGCAGGAGUGUCUUCCUGAGGUACUUCCGGCCAGCUGGCAAACCCUACUACAGGGGCCCAGAGGUCUAUAUUCCCGGCGAGAAUCCCCAGGUACAUGUGCGCUGCCCUGCAACUGCGCAGGGAGGUGAUGUUGUUUUCGUCGACAACCUCAAACGGGAUGGGAGACCAGAUGGCUAUCGAAACGAGGUGCGGCUGCCACCGGACGCGAUUCCUGGGCAGAUUUGCCUAGCCGACACUUGGGGCUACGAGGUGCCACCGCUGGACGUGUUCGCCCUCGGCGUUUGCUUUUUCAUCCUUGCUUGGCAAGUGCCACCUUGGAGUCGAGCCCUGCCUCUAGACGCUACUUUCAUGUAUGUCCAGCAGCAUGGAAUUCCACCACUUCUCAACGCCUGGCAUAAGAGACACCUCUCGCCGGAGGCGAUGAAACUUGUGAAGGAGAUGGUUGCGGCCGAUCCGCGCCAGAGGCCGUCAGUGCAGGAUUGUCUAGCAUCUGCGUGGUUAGUCCCACUGCGAAAUGAUCCAGCUCAGUCCUUGAAGGGGCUUCGUUGCUGCGUGCCCACGCACCCUGCAGCGGCCACCGAGCACGGAGGUGCUGCUUCGUCAACUGUUCCUGCGGAUGAUAUGGUGACCGAAAUGGCUCGGAUGGACUUGGGCGCACUCUGCACCACAAGCGUGAUGCCGGUGAAAAGGUCGGCUUUUCCUCGGAUUCAGGCUUUUUGGUAUCAAGGCCUUGCAUGUUUCAUGCCAGUUGCGUUAGGCUGCGGACUCUUCGUGCGUGGAUCUCAGCUCAAGCAUUCCUUGGCUAGCGCGCUGCCUUGA